AAUAUCACAUGUUAAGUGAUUCCCCUGUUUUUUUUUUUUUCCUCUUCCUUUCUUUUACUCUUUUUUCGUAUCAACUACAGAUUAGUAUAAUCCCAAACUCAGCGAGUCAACCAAAGCAAAUCCCUUCUCUAUAUAAGAGCUACAAAGCAAUGCUACUUUUCGCCAAGAUUCCUCUUCCAUAUAUCCAUACUUGUAGGAAAACCUAGCUAAGACCUAACUUCCUAUUCCUGUCUUUGCUUCGUAGAUAGAAAGCAUCGCUAUUAACUUAUCGACUUGGCUGGUCAAAGAUGGAGCCACAAAAAAGAGUAGAAACAAUAGAAGUUGAUGAAGAAAAAUGGGUUUAUGAUUCUUCUGUGGAUCAUAAAGGAAGGGUUCCUCUGCGAGCUUACACUGGUGUUUGGAAAGCUUCGCUGUUUAUCAUAGCAAUUGAAUUCAGUGAAAGGUUGAGUUACUAUGGAAUAGCAAGCAGCUUAAUCAUUUACCUGACAACAGUGAUUCAUCAAGACCUCAAGACUGCUGCUAAGAACGUAAACUUUUGGUCUGGAGUGACUACUUUGACGCCUUUAUUUGGAGGAUUUGUUGCUGAUGCUUACUUGAGCCGAUUCUCCAUGGUUUUAGUUUCAUCUAUCAUCUAUAUUCUGGGUUUGAUUCUUUUAACAAUGUCCCAGUUUCUUACAAGUUUAAAGGCUUGCGAAGAAGCUAUGUGCCACGAGUCCAGGAAGGUUCAUGAAAUGGUUUUCUUCCUUGCCAUGUAUUUAAUCUCCCUAGGAACUGGAGGGCAUAGGCCUUCCUUGGAGAGCUUUGGAGCUGAUCAAUUCGACGAUGAUCACUGUGAAGAAAGAAAGAAAAAGAUGUCAUAUUUCAACUGGUGGAAUUUUGGCCUUUGUUCUGGACUCCUCCUUGGUGUAACUCUGAUUGUUUACGCUCAAGACCAUGUGAGCUGGGGUGUUGCAGAUAUUAUUCUGACAAUAGUUAUGGCUCUAUCACUAGUUAUACUCAUUAUUGGAAGGCCAUUUUACCGAUAUCGGGCACCAUCAGGCAGCCCCUUAACGCCAAUGUUGCAGGUUCUUGUAGCUGCUACAAGAAAAAGAAAUCUGCCACAUCCUUCAAAUCCUGCUGAAUUAUAUCAAGUCUCCAACAUGGACCAUGGGAGGCUUCUCUGCCAUACCAAGAAGCUCAAGUUUCUUGACAAAGCUUCUAUUCUGGAAGGCACAGAAAAUUCUGCUGAGAAGCAAAGUCCUUGGAGACUUGCAACCGUGACAAAGGUUGAGGAAAUGAAGCUUAUUCUCAAUAUGAUCCCAAUAUGGCUAGCCACCCUACCAUUUGGAAUUUGUGCAGCACAAGCCUCCACAUUCUUCAUCAAGCAAGGCCUCGCGUUGAACCGAAAGAUUGGAAAUGGUUUUGAGAUUCCUCCAGCCUCCAUUUACUCACUUGGUGCCAUUGGAAUGAUAAUCUCCGUCACAAUUUAUGAGAAGAUCCUAGUUACAAUACUAAGAAGAAAAACAGGAAAUGAGCGAGGAAUCAAAAUCCUCCAAAGAAUUGGUAUUGGAAUGGUUUUCUCAAUUGCUACAAUGAUAGUUGCAGCCUUGGUUGAGAGAAAGAGACUAAGGGUUGCUGAGAAGGAUCCACCGAAGGGGUCACUUUCAAUGAGCGUGUUCUGGUUGGCUCCGCAAUUUCUCAUCAUAGGCAUUGGAAAUGGAUUUACGCUAGUGGGGUUGCAAGAGUACUUCUAUGACCAAGUUCCUGAUUCAAUGAGGAGUUUAGGAAUUGCCUUCUACCUUAGUGUGACUGGAGUUGCAAACUUCCUUAGUAGUCUCCUGAUAACAGUGUUGGAUCAUGUCACAGAGGAAUAUGGGAAGAGUUGGUUUGGAAAGGACUUGAAUAGUAGCCGCUUAGACAACUUUUAUUGGCUUUUAGCAGCCAUGGCUGCAGCUAAUUUGUUCGUCUUUGUGUUCUUGGCUCGGCAAUAUUUGUACAAAAAUGUGCAGAGGAAUGUCGUUGCGGGCCUUGUGGCUGCUUGCCCAAAAAAUAAUAAUAAUAAUAAUAAUAAGGGUGAUUUAAUGGCUUGAAAUGCAUGUUAAGAGAAGAUAUUGUUGUUAGUAGUAUACUCUAGAGCAUAUCCAAUAAUUUGUGUCUUGUAAAUAUUAAUUCUUCUUUAAUAGUAAAUAUCUUUUCU
Molecule: messenger RNA, 2176 nt
Organism: Hevea brasiliensis (rubber tree)
Lineage: Eukaryota; Viridiplantae; Streptophyta; Magnoliopsida; Malpighiales; Euphorbiaceae
Product: protein NRT1/ PTR FAMILY 5.6
Exons: 4
Coding region: 288-2069 (593 amino acids)
Biological process (GO): transmembrane transport
Cellular component (GO): membrane
Molecular function (GO): transmembrane transporter activity
Source: RefSeq, a predicted model, not a curated record